Callithrix jacchus (white-tufted-ear marmoset) is the source of this 3811-nucleotide messenger RNA. RefSeq names its product adhesion G protein-coupled receptor F4. Gene Ontology annotation, molecular function: G protein-coupled receptor activity. Gene Ontology annotation, cellular component: membrane. Gene Ontology annotation, biological process: adenylate cyclase-activating G protein-coupled receptor signaling pathway; cell surface receptor signaling pathway. NCBI's taxonomy places the organism in Eukaryota, Metazoa, Chordata, Mammalia, Primates, Cebidae. The record is from RefSeq and is a predicted model, not a curated record.
AAACUGCCUCUUACUUAAAUCUCCUUAUUGCUCACAUUUAGAACAUAGAAACAGCUAAACAGGGAUUUGCUUUAGAUCUUUGGGAGGAAGACCUGUGAGUAGACAAAAGUAGAGUUGGGAUGUGUAGGACUGUUUGGUGGGAAGCAGAAUAAUGCAAACUGCUCCCCUGUCCAAAGUCAAAUUGUGUGCGCUCCCCACAAGUGGACACAGUGCCUUCUCUGUCUUAAUUACCAACAGCCAUGUAGUGGCUCAGUAAGAAUUCUGUGUUCCAGUCAUUAAAAAAAUAAAACAGAAAUUUCUGGUGCUAAGUUAAGAAUUAGAACACAAUUUAUGGAUCAGUUUGCCAGCCAAUUUUCUCCACGUUCAACAUCAGAACAUGCAAAAACAAAAAACAAACAAACAAACAAAAACACGUUUUAAAAUCAUCAUCAGUGGUGGCAUAAUCUUACACUGUAUCACCUUCAUUCCAAUUACCCCAGUGUUGCAAAUGGAAGCAGAGUCUCAUGUGAUCGUCUGAGAUAAGGAUGAAGAACUGAAAGACAAACAAGUGACUCACUUUAAUGGAUUUGCUUCAGACAGGAGAAACCUGUAAUUUCUCUUAGGCGUGCUUCAUGGACCCAUAGCGGAGUGAAUCACAGACUUGCACAAGCCUUGAAACUGUGGGCAGCUUUACAGUUCUCAGACUGGCUUCUCACAAGUGGUCAGUUCUCACUGGGGCCUCUUGGACUUCUAUUUCAAAAAUGGAGAAGACAGAUCACAGCCACUGACUGGGGGCUGUGGGAGGUGCCACGUGAUGGUGGGGCACCAUGCUGGGGAGCUGAAUGCUGACCUUCCUGCUGGGUGAUUCUCCACCUCUGGGCUACUAGAUCUGCUUCCUGGAUGUCGUGAAGAUCCUCAUGUAUGAAAAUGAAGUCCCAGGCAACCAUGAUUUGCUGCUUAACGUUCUUUCUGUCCACAGAAUGUUUCCACUAUAGAUCCAAGAUUCACAUAAAAGCUGGAGAUAAACUUCAAAGCCCUGAAGGGAAACCCAAGUCUGGAAGAAUCCAAGAUGAAUGCCAUGGACCUUGCAUCUCUUCCUCCAACUGCAGCCAGCCCUGUGCUAAGAACUUUCACGGAGAAAUAGGAUUUACAUGUAAUCAAAAAGAGUGGCAAAAAUCAACUGAAACAUGUACAAGCCUUUCUGUGGAAAAACUCUUUCAGGACUCAAGUGUGGAAUCUCGCCUUUCAGUAGCAGCACCGUCUAUACCUCUGCACGUUCUAGACUUUCGAGCUCCCGAGAUCAUUGAGAGCGUAGCUCAAGGAAUCCGCAAGAACUGUCCCCUUGAUUAUGCCUGCAUCAUUGAUGUUGUGAAAUCAUCAGAAACAACAUCUGGAAAUAUUGCAUUUAUAGUGGAGUUAUUAAAAAAUAUUUCUACAGACUUGUCAGAUAAUGUUACUCAAGAGAAAAUGAAGAGCUAUAGUCAAGUGGCCAACCACAUCCUCGACACAGCAGCCAUUUCAAAUUGGGCUUUCAUUCCCAACAAAAAUGCCAGCUCGGAUUUGUUGCAGUCAGUGAAUUUGUUUGCCAGGCAACUCCACAUCCACGACAAAUCUGAGAACAUUGUGAAUGAACUCUUCAUUCAGACAAAAGGGUUUCACCUCAACCAUAAUACCUCAGAGAAAAGCUUCAAUUUCUCCAUAAGCAUGAACAGUACCACAGACGAUAUCUUAGGGACGGUACAGAUUCCCCAGCAAGAGCUAAGGAAGCUGUGGCCAAAUGCAUCCCAAGCCAUUAGCAUAGCUUUCCCAACCUUGGGGUCUAUCCUGAGAGAAGCCCACUCGCAAAAUGUGAGUCUUCCCAGACGGGUAAAUGGUCUGGUCCUAUCAGUGGUUUUGCCAGAAAGGUUGCAAGAAAUCGUACUCACCUUUGAAAAGAUCAAUAAAAGCCACCAUGCCAGAGCCCAGUGUGUUGGCUGGCACUCCAAGAAAAGGAGAUGGGAUGAGAAUGCCUGCAGAAUGACACAGGAUAUCAGAAACAAAGUGAAAUGCCGCUGUAACUACAACAGUGCGGUGAUGUCUUUUUCCAUUCUAAUGUCCCCCACGUCGAAGACGGACAAAGUUCUGGACUACAUCACCUGCAUCGGGCUCAGCAUCUCAAUCCUAAGCUUGGUUCUUUGCCUGAUCAUUGAAGCCACUGUGUGGUCCCGGGUCGUUGUGACGGACAUAUCAUACAUGCGUCACGUGUGCAUCGUGAAUAUAGCAGUGUCACUUCUGACUGCCAAUGUGUGUUUUAUCAUAGGCUCUCACUUUAACAAUGGGGUCCAGGAUUACAACGUGUGUGUUGCAGUGACGUUUUUCAGCCACUUUUUCUACCUCUCUCUGUUUUUCUGGAUGCUCUUCAAAGCACUGCUCAUCAUUUAUGGAAUAUUGGUCAUUUUCCGUAGGAUGCUGAAGUCCCGAAUGAUGGUCAUUGGCUUCGCCAUUGGCUAUGGGUGCCCGUUGAUCAUUGCUGUCACCACAGUUGCUAUCACAGAGCCAAAGAAAGGCUACAUGAGACUCGAGGCCUGUUGGCUUAACUGGGUCAGUACCAAAGCCCUUUUGGCAUUUGCCAUCCCGGCGUUGGUCAUCGUGGCUGUGAAUCUCAUCGUGGUUUUGGUUGUUGCUGUCAACACUCAGAGGCCCUCUAUUGGCAGUUCCAAGUCUCAGGAUGUGGCCAUAAUUAUGAGGAUCACCAAAAAUGUUGCCAUUCUCACCCCACUGCUGGGACUGACAUGGGGCUUUGGAAUAGCCACUCUUAUAGAAGAUACUCCCUUGAUGUUCCAUAUCAUUUUUGCCUCACUCAAUGCUUUCCAGGGUUUUUUCAUCCUGCUGUUUGGAACCAUUAUGGAUCACAAGAUAAGAGAUGCUUUGAGGGUGAGGAUGUCAUCACUACAAGGGAAAUCAAGGGCAGCUGAGAAUGCAUCCCUAAGCCCAACCAAUGGAUCUAAAUUCAUGAAUCUUCAAGGAUGAAAUGCUGCCCCAUUUCUCAUGGACGUCCUGGGACCGAGAGGGGAGAUCCAGGAGAAAGGGGAUACAGAAAGCAGGCUGGAGUGAGGAGGAAUGGUCAUGCUUCCUUGGAAGACUUUCUCUUCUUGUCAGGAGUGACUCCCAAGCUCUCAGUCGGCCAGAAGAAAAAUUGAGGAUUUCAUUUGCUUACUGGGCUUUAAGAAGGGUGAUUCAUGAACCCUUUGAUCUACCCGUGCCCUGCAAGAUGCUGGCUUCUUGGUCAAUCUUGGCUAGAUUAAAAGCCAACCUGCAAGCCAUUUUACAGUCUCCGUGGCCAGCUGGGGGCUGUGGCCCUGCUGGGCUGGGUCUGCUUUCACUCCUGAGGCCUGCUCUGUGGCUCCGUGUCUCAGUCCUCAGUCCUCCAUCACUCUGUGUGGAUCCUGGGUGCUUUGGACAAUGAGGGUUAGAUCCAAUUUCAGGGGUAGGGUUGGGGGUGGGAGUGGGAGUACGGGGUGGCAGGAGGAACAUUGAGUCUACUUUGGAGACAAUUAAGUCAUGGUAUGUUUCCUGAAUGGGGAACAGAAGAAAGUAAGAGAACUGUUUAAUAUGCUGAUUCUUUUAGUCUAUUCUACACCUUGAGUAAACUAAUUUAGCUUCUAGGAUCCAAAUUUCUUUAUUUGCGAAACAGGAAAAAAAAAUUCUUGUAGGUAUUACUAUUUGUGUGUUUGUGUCUACGUGCAGGGGUGUGUGCGUGUGUGUGUGUGUGUGUGUGUGUCUUUCAAAAAUGCUAUAGAAGAUUCUGGUUAUUUUAGAUAUAAAAAUGAAUAUAUGGACCUCUCCCAACUUG